ACUCGUGUGUGCUCAAGUUUUUCCGUCUACACGCCGUUUGAACUGAAAUUUUUUUCCCACUUUCGUGGCGCGAGCGCGGGAAAAGUGACGCUCGCAUAUUAUAUGAAGUUUUUUUUUAUUUCCUUUCUUUUCGUGUACUUCGGGAAGGAGAAGCGGGGAGAGAUAAAAAAGAGAGAAAAAGAAAGGAAGUCUGCGAUCUCUCAGACGGAUCCUCUGUGCGUCGACGGAUUUUUUGCUAUUAAUACGGAUCCAUUCUUCACGGUUUUUUUUUUACUUAUUUUUAGAGUAAAAUUAUCAGCUAUGGCCGAGGGAAAUGGGGAACUCAAAAUGGAAGAAAAGCAGUCUAAGGAGGAAAUGGAGUACGUCGAAAGAACGGAGGAUUUCGCGAAACUCAUACAGUAUGGACUCGAUGAAAAAGUGGCUGCUAAACUAGAUGAAAUUUACAAAACUGGGAAACUCGCCCAUGUUGAUCUCGAUGAAAGAGCCCUGGAUGCCCUGAGGGAAUUUCCUGUUGACGGAGCGUUAAAUGUUCUCACGCAAUUUUUGGAAUCUAAUUUGGAACAUGUGUCCAACAAAUCGGCGUAUCUUUGCGGAGUUAUGAAGACCUACAGACAAAAAAGCAGGGCAGGCCAGGGAACGGGCACUAGUACAACGCCUAAAGCUCCGGAUGAAGACAAAAUUAAAAUGAUACUCGAGAGAACCGGAUAUCCACUCGAUGUGACCACUGGACAACGAAAAUACGGUGGCCCGCCUCCAAAUUGGGAGGGCCCAACUCCAGGAAAUGGUUGUGAGGUAUUUUGUGGGAAGAUACCUAAAGACAUGUAUGAAGAUGAAUUGAUUCCGCUUUUUGAAAAAUGCGGUAAAAUAUGGGAUUUGAGGCUUAUGAUGGAUCCCAUGUCCGGUACCAACAGAGGAUAUGCCUUCAUUACAUUUACUAAUCGAGAUGCCGCACAACAAGCUGUCAGAGAGCUCGAUAAUUACGAAAUAAAACCCGGCAAGAGUCUGAAAGUAAACAUUAGCGUUCCUAAUCUACGACUUUUCGUCGGGAACAUACCAAAGUCAAAAGGCAAAGAGGAGAUCUUGGACGAAUUUGGUAAUUUAACAGCUGGCUUGACCGAGGUGAUUAUCUACAGCUCGCCAGAUGACAAAAAGAAGAAUAGGGGAUUCUGUUUUUUGGAAUAUGAAUCCCAUAAAUCAGCUUCUCUGGCGAAAAGAAGACUCAGCACAGGUCGCAUCAAGGUCUGGGGCUGUGAUAUUAUAGUUGACUGGGCUGAUCCUCAAGAGGAACCUGAUGAACAAACUAUGGCUAAAGUAAGAGUGCUGUAUGUAAGGAACCUAACGCAAGAUUGUUCUGAAGAAAAACUGAAAGAAUGUUUCGAAGAAUUCGGUAAAAUCGACAGGGUGAAGAAAAUCAAGGACUACGCAUUUGUACAUUUUGAAGACAGAGAUCAUGCAGUCAAGGCAAUGCGAGAACUUAACGGUAAGGAAAUAGGCGGUUCUCACAUAGAAGUAGCAUUGGCGAAACCACCAUUUGAUAAAAAGAAAAAAGAAGAUAUGUUACGAGCUCGGGAAAGAAGAAUGAUGCAAAUGUUACAAGGCCGUGGAGGAGGCUCACCAUCGCAUCCUAGUAUGAUAAGCGGACCCAUGCCAGUACGAGGAUCCGGACAAAGUGGCGGUCCUCGAGGCACUUCGGGCAGUAUGAGACCACCUAUGGGUCGCGGUGACUACAAUUAUGAUUACGACUAUUACGGUUAUGGGGAUUAUCGAGGUGGCUACAGUGAUCCAUAUUACGAUGACUAUUAUCGAUACGAAGAUUACUAUUUCGAUUAUGCGCCGCCUCCGCCGCCUGCCAGAGGGAGGGGCAGGCAGCCUCAACCGGUGGGUCGCCUUUUUUAA
Molecule: messenger RNA, 1896 nt
Organism: Cotesia congregata
Lineage: Eukaryota; Metazoa; Arthropoda; Insecta; Hymenoptera; Braconidae
Source: the annotation of a GenBank genome assembly